Molecule: messenger RNA, 807 nt
Organism: Endocarpon pusillum Z07020
Lineage: Eukaryota; Fungi; Ascomycota; Eurotiomycetes; Verrucariales; Verrucariaceae
Product: 40S ribosomal protein S1
Exons: 4
Coding region: 1-807 (268 amino acids)
Biological process (GO): translation
Cellular component (GO): cytosol; ribosome
Molecular function (GO): structural constituent of ribosome
Source: RefSeq, a predicted model, not a curated record
AUGGCUGUCGGAAAGUCAGUAUCAUCUCCUCCAGGCUCUGCGAUCAAAUCGAACAAGCGCCUUUCGAAAGGCAAGAAAGGCCUCAAGAAGAGAACUCAAGAUCCAUUCACCCGGAAAGACUGGUUUUCGGUUAAAGCACCUUCGACCUUCAAUGUCCGAGACGUCGGCAAAACCCUAGUCAACCGCACAACUGGUCUAAAAAACGCCAAUGACGCCCUCAAAGGCCGAAUCUUCGAAGUGUCCCUUGCCGACCUCCAAACCGAUGAAGACCACGCUUUCCGCAAGAUCAAGCUCCGAGUCGACGAAGUUCAGGGCAAGAACUGUCUCACAAACUUCCACGGUCUCGACUUCACCUCCGAUAAGCUCCGAUCUCUCGUACGAAAAUGGCAGACCUUAAUUGAAGCCAAUGUCACAGUCAAGACCACAGAUGACUACCUCCUCCGACUAUUUGCCAUUGCCUUCACGAAGAGACGGGCGAACCAAAUCAAGAAGACCACAUACGCACGCUCAUCACAGAUCCGAUCGAUCAGGAAGAAGAUGACAGAGAUCAUCCAGAGGGAGGCUACAAGCUGUACAUUGGCGCAGUUGACUGGCAAACUGAUUCCAGAGGUGAUGGGACGAGAGAUCGAGAAGGCCACCCAGGGCAUCUAUCCAUUGCAAAACUGCUACAUUCGAAAGGUCAAGCUGUUGAAGGCACCGAAGUUCGAUCUGGGUGCGCUGUUGAAUUUGCAUGGGGAGUCGGGGACGGAUGAUCAAGGGCAGAAGGUGGAGAGGGAAUUCAAGGAGCAGGUUUUGGAGAGCGUGUAG